UCGCUGAACUGCUGGAGAAAAUGUUCCACCUGCUUGUUUUAGUCUCUUUAUGGCGUCUUAACGGUGUGUGUGGUGAAUCCAUUUCGGUGACGGAGGGAGAUUCAGUCACUUUACACACCGGUGUUAGUGAAAUACAGGACAAUGACGACAUAGUGUGGAAACUUGGAGCUGAUAACUCUGUGAUAGCUGAAAUCAGCAGGGACAAACAAACUGAUAACAUAUACAAAGACAGACUGAAGUUGGACGAUCAGACUGGAUCCCUGACCAUCACAAACAUCACAACUGAAGAUGCUGGAGUUUAUAAACUAGAGAUAAAUGCAGUGAAACUGACCACAAUAAUAUUCAGGGUUUCUGUCUAUGCUCGUCUGCCUGUUCCUGUCCUCAUUUUCAACUCUCCUCAAUGUCCAUCAUCUUCAUCAUCACAGUGUAAUUGUUCAGUGUUGUGUUCAGUGGUGAACGUGAGCGCUGUGAGUCUCUCCUGGUACAAAGGAAACAGUGUAUUGUCCAGCAUCAGUGUGUCUGAUCUCAGCAUCAGUCUCUCUCUACCUCUGGAGGUGGAAUAUCAGGAUAAAAACACCUACAGCUGUGUGAUCAACAACACCAUCAGCAACCAGACCACACAUCUGGACAUCAACACACUUUGGCAGACAUCUGAAGACUCUGUUCAGUGCUGUGGUCCUACUGAAGCUGUGACCCGAUUGGCUCUCUCCGCCCUAGUGGGUGUGGCCACUGUGGCUUUUCUGGUAUAUGACAUCAGAUCCACAGGCGGAGACACACAGCGGAUAUCAGAAAUGUUAUGAGAUGUCCAGGGAGUUUUAGUGAUUCUUGGUUGCCAAAACUUAAUGCCAAUCAAUGACGUUGGAUUCUGUUACAGUGGAUAUGAAAAUUCAGGAUCAAUUUACAGUUUCCUAAAUUAUGAGGUCACUGCUUAAUGCUAUGUGAGGUUAUCCUAACAGAAGUGAACAUAGUGUACAUUCACUCACCAUGCCACUUUAUUAGGUACACCUUACUAGUAUCGUUGGAUCCCCCUUUAGCUUCAGAACAGCCUUAAUCCUCUGUGGCAGAGCUUUAACAAGGUACUGGAAAUAUUCCUCAGAGAUUUUGGUCU
Molecule: messenger RNA, 1108 nt
Organism: Danio rerio (zebrafish)
Lineage: Eukaryota; Metazoa; Chordata; Actinopteri; Cypriniformes; Danionidae
Source: RefSeq, a predicted model, not a curated record